AUGCUCGGGCUGACUCCGGCACUUGGUGCGCUUCUACUUGCUCUCCUCCAAAAUGAGGCCACAGCAAUACCAACAUGGCCAGCCUCUACUGAUGAGCUAGAAGAUCUGCUGUACGUUAAUUCCGGCUAUCGAGCACGUGGCUUUGCGGCGCCUGUCAUUCCAUGUUCAAAAGGCUCGGGUGCAGAUCGUAAUUCGGCUGCCGAAUGGAUACGAACAGCUUUUCACGACAUGGCUUCGGCAAGUAUAUCAUCAGGAUCGGGGGGAGUGGAUGCAUCGAUUCUCUACGAACUUGCCAGUUUAGAGCACGCAGGGGCUGCCUUCCGAAACACUCUUGAGCGAUACGCCCCAUACUUCUCGAGUCGCACAUCGCUCGCAGAUCUCAUUGCUGCAGGCGUCUACAGUGCUACAAGAUCAUGUGGUGGACCAGCAGUGCCUGUACGUGGCGGUCGUAAAGAUGCCACAGCAGCAGGGCCGUCCGCACAGGUACCUGAUGCUGCCAACGCGAUUGGUAUCUUCAGAAAUCAGUUCAACCGCAUGGGCUUUGCGGGUGUCAACAACACGGAAAUGAUUCAACUAGUUGCAUGUGGUCAUACGCUUGGGGGUGUGCAUGCAGCAGAACAACCCAACAUCAUCGACGCCGGACAAUUUCCUAACGAUUACGCUACCUUUGACACCUCGGUUGCUUCUUUCGACGGCAAGAACGUCGUAGAGUUUGUGUCUGGAAACACAAAGAAUCCUAUGGUAGUCGGGAAAGCAUACAGAGCGGACAACAGGGGAAGGGACUCGGACCGUAGGAUUUACAACUCCGAUGGCAAUAUCACGGUUAAGGCUAUGCAAGACCCCCAGAAGUUCAACAGCAUGUGCAAGACCAUUUUCCAGAAGAUGAUCGACACUGUACCAAAAGACGUGUCUCUUACUGAAGCGAUCACGCCUUACGAUGUGAAGCCGUACGACGUCCAGUUGACCCUACUGGACGGUGGUACUUCACUGGGGUUUACUGGCGAAGUACGAGUGAAGACCAACUCACGCUCUGUCACCAGAGUCCAGCUCAUCUACAAGGAUCGAACUGGCGCUGCAUCCUCAAUCCCAGUCGACACUUCUCUCAAAGGGACAUCGUCUGGAUUCGAUGAUGACUUCUCAUUCUACAGCUUCUCGACAAGUCUCUCAGCUGAGACGUCAAUAUCGUCCUUCAACGUUGUAGUGUCUUCAGCCGACGGUACGCAGGAGAUAUUCACCAACAACGACGACGGGUAUGCUGUCAACGACAACGUCAUCUUUCAGAAUCCCCAAAGCUGUGCAGAUAGCUCAGGAAAACUGACAAUCGUCGCGGCUGUUCGCGACAGCAGCACACCUAGCGUACAGAUCGUUGCAAAAGUGCCUCGUGCGAGUCCCACGCCCGUUCCCAGUCUUUCCACGGCUACUGUUGCUAUGGCAUAUCAGUCAGCUGUUGGGCGCUACAAGCUAUACUCUACAGACGGUUCUGCUUCUUCAGAUAAUGUAGUGAUGCUCGGUAUAUUCGCUGGGAGUGCGUCCGACAACUACAAGGACAUCAACAGUCUACCUACAGCGUGCAAGCCUCUCUCCACUGCGACGCCAACACCAACCCCAACUCCAUCAGCCGCCCCACUCGACUUCCAGGGAUGCUACACCGAGCCGACCGGUAGCCGUGCGCUAAUUCCAGCUGAGCUGAAGGAUGAUGAGAUGACUGUCGAGAAGUGUGCUGCUUUUUGCAAUCCUUACAAGUUCUUCGGGCUCGAAUACGGCAGGGAAUGUUACUGUGGCAACGUGCAGAACGCAAAUAGUAUAUCCACAACCGCUUCGGACUGCAACAUGCCCUGUAACGGCGACUCAACCCAGACGUGUGGUGCUGGUCAGCGAUUGAGCUUGUAUAAAACCGUAGGUUGGUCACCACCGAUUAACCCGGCAGUUGAUGGAUAUGACUACUUUGGAUGCUAUAGUGAGACAGCACCGAACCGUGCCCUGUCAGACUCAAGUGUACAUAGCGAUAGCAUGACUGUUGAUAUGUGUGCCGCUUCAUGUCAGGGGUCUGCUUUCUUCGGUCUUGAAUUUGGUCGCGAGUGCCACUGCGGUUCCAAGAUCAACGAGGGAAGUACUCCUGAGCCCGAAGGUGACUGUUCCCUACUUUGUCCUGGCAAUACCAAGACGUUAUGUGGUUCAAGUCAGCGGCUCAACGUUUACAAGAACAAGAUUCCACCCACCGCAUCUUCAACCAUUGCAACGCCUACACCAACGCCCACGUCUAGUAAGCCAACUAUCUCCGGCUACACAUAUACAGGCUGCAUCGUCGAUACCCUUAAUCCACGACCUCUCAGCGCAGACAUGACUUCUUCAUCGAGCAACAGCUACGCAUACUGCGCCAACUAUUGUACCGGAUUCCCGUACUUCGGCGUCGAAUACAGUAACGAGUGCUACUGCUCAUGGGUCCUUCCUGUGGUGACUGAAUCCACUCCAGACACAGACUGCAACAUGCUGUGCGCAGGCACCUCAACUCAAUACUGCGGCGGCCCCAACCGCGUCACAGUCUUCAAAUCCAAUGCCAACAUUGCCGUCCCCGCCAACCCCACUAUCCUUGGCUACGGCUACAAGGGCUGCUAUACUGACGACGUAAACGCGCGUGUUCUCACCUCCUCUGUGCUUCGCGACGACGGAAUGACUGUCGAACGCUGCGCCAGUGCGUGCGCUGGCAGUUACUACUUUGGCACACAGCACGGGGAUGAGUGUUACUGCGGCGAGAGCUUUGUGGGCGAUACAAAGGUUGUGGACCAGGGUGAGUGCUCGAUGAAGUGCAAAGGGGAUGGAAAACAGUUCUGUGGUGCAAACGCUAGAUUGAGUCUUUAUGAGAGUAUGGAACAUGUCAAUGGGACGGCGAGUGGCGAGGUUGAGAUGGAUGUUAAUUAUCGAUUGAUGCAGUGA
This is a messenger RNA of Ascochyta rabiei, 2934 nucleotides long. RefSeq lists its product as uncharacterized. Gene Ontology annotation, molecular function: heme binding; peroxidase activity. NCBI's taxonomy places the organism in Eukaryota, Fungi, Ascomycota, Dothideomycetes, Pleosporales, Didymellaceae. Gene Ontology annotation, biological process: response to oxidative stress. Gene Ontology annotation, cellular component: plasma membrane. The record is from RefSeq and is a predicted model, not a curated record. The transcript is spliced from 2 exons. The coding region runs from base 1 to 2934 and encodes 977 amino acids.